AUGACGUGCGAGAUCGCAGCUGCAGUUGCCUUCAUCUCCAAGUUCCUCCGCACCAAUGGGCUCACAAGCGAAGAGCAGCUGCAAACCUUUAGCCAGACCCUGCAGGAGCUGUUGGCAGAACAUUAUAAACACCACUGGUUUCCAGACGUGCCAUACAAGGGAUCAGGUUACCGUUGUAUUCGCAUCAAUCAUAAAAUGGAUCCUUUAAUUGGACAGGCUGCCCAGAGCAUUGGACUGAGCAGUCAGGAGCUGUUUAGGCUUCUUCCAAGUGAACUCACACUCUGGGUUGACCCUUAUGAAGUGUCCUACAGAAUUGGAGAAGAUGGCUCCAUCUGUGUGCUGUAUGAGGCCGCACCCGCAGGAGAGGGCGCUCAGAACAGCUCUGACAUGCAAACGGGAGACAGCAGAAGCAGCUGUAAGGAGGAACUACUUCUGCGGAGAACCAGCCCUUCUAAACCGUGCAAUAUGAUGACUGUAUCUACAUAAGAUAUAGUCUAUGUAUUAUACAUACAUGAUCCCUAGGUAUAUUCUAUGGAUCAUCUUACAUUGAAUGUGAAUUUAAAGUUUUAUUUUGAGUGGGCUCCUUUGGAGCAUAGAUUAUGAAAUUUACACCUUAACUCAACUGUGAAGCUCUGGCUCAAGGCAGAACGUUAAAAAAUGUUUUUAUGUAACAGUGCCAUAAUUUGGACAGUACCUGUUAAUGAUUUAACAGCUUGUAAGUUCAAAUAAAUCAUGUAUCUAUUUGCUAGGAAGUAAAAUCCUAGGAUGGUUUCCGAUUUUCCUAAGACAUUAUAAUUAAAUUUUGACAUCAGUCACUUUAAGGAAAAUCGAUUUUUAAGAGCCCUACUUUGCAGUUGGUCCUGCAGAUGAAUUUGCACCAUAACACUUGAAGUUGUUAUAAAAAUCUUUCUAGGAGCUUACUUGGAAAGCUCAAGGUUUUAACCGUAGUGGGACUGGAAAUGUUACUAUAAAACUUUUGCCUAGCACUACAACAUGCGUAAAUGUAUAUAAAGACAAAGUAGUAUGACCUGGGGAAAAUGGUCAGACUUUCUAUUAUGGUUUUGACUUUAAAAGUAUCAACUGACCAAAAUGUGCCUUGACAACAAGGCUUUUAAAAUUACCGUUCAAAUAUUUAAAAUGACACUGUCAACUGUGGUAUUAGCACCAGCCAGCACUGUACAUUUGCUAGCUUAUAAUUUUCUAAGACUGAGUAAACAUGUUACCUUUAGAAACUGGAGAUCUGGUUUGUAACUAUUGUUGUACUUACUUGAGAAAAAGUGUUUUAUCCAGAAAACAGCAUUAU
Molecule: messenger RNA, 1303 nt
Organism: Perognathus longimembris pacificus (Pacific pocket mouse)
Lineage: Eukaryota; Metazoa; Chordata; Mammalia; Rodentia; Heteromyidae
Product: protein BTG1-like
Exons: 1
Coding region: 1-486 (161 amino acids)
Biological process (GO): negative regulation of cell population proliferation; negative regulation of mitotic cell cycle
Cellular component (GO): nucleus; cytoplasm
Source: RefSeq, a predicted model, not a curated record